Messenger RNA from Cucurbita maxima (winter squash), 911 nucleotides. RefSeq lists its product as uncharacterized. Gene Ontology annotation, cellular component: nucleus. The record is from RefSeq and is a predicted model, not a curated record. Bases 122 to 613 code for a protein of 163 amino acids. Gene Ontology annotation, molecular function: RNA binding. The transcript is spliced from 5 exons. Lineage: Eukaryota; Viridiplantae; Streptophyta; Magnoliopsida; Cucurbitales; Cucurbitaceae.
CUCUUCAAUUUUCCCGCUCCUUCGAAUUUUCCCGAGAAAAUUCCUUGAAAAGAAAAUCUUCUCUGUUUCUUUGAUCUGUGAGAGAGCGAUUGAGUUUGAAGUGUGAAGAACAACAGAAGCAAUGGCGACGAUGGCAGUUUCGGGAGCUACAGCCGCAGCCACCCCCACACCCGUGGCCGCCGCCACUGAAACACAGAAGAAGAACAGAAUCCAGGUUUCCAACACCAAGAAACCCCUCUUCUUCUACGUUAAUCUUGCUAAGAGGUACAUUCAACAACACAAUGAGGUGGAGCUUUCUGCCUUGGGAAUGGCAAUCACUACUGUUGUCACAAUUGCAGAGAUUCUAAAGAACAAUGGAUUGGCUACAGAGAAGAAAGUUUUGACUUCCACCGUCGGCAUGAAAGAUGAAAACAAAGGCCGUUUGGUUCAGAAAGCCAAGAUUGAGAUAGUUCUGGGGAAGUCUGAGAAAUUUGAUUCUCUGAUGACUGCGGCUACGGUAGUACCAGAGGCGGCGGUGGCGACAACGGCGGUGGUGGCGGCGACAGCGACGGUGACGGCAGCUCCUGCUGCUGCUGAAGAGAAAAAAGAAGAGGAAAGCAAGGAGGAGCAGUAGGGGGAGGAGGAGAGGUGAAUUUGAAUGUUACAUUGUUGUAGUUUAAGAAUCACAUUGCAAUGUUAUAGGAUAGGUUGUUUUUUUUUUUUUUUUUGAACGGUCACGUUUAUGAAUGACAUGUUAGUGUCGUAAUCCAUUGUGUGAUGAAGUGGAUUGUGCUCUCGAUCAAGUCGUCUGCUCUUCUCAUAGUAUGGUUGUGACCAUGUCAUUACCCAAAAAAAAUUGCAGUUUUUUCUUGUCUAUUGUGUUGAGAGGUUGCAUUUGGUUGGUACUUCUCUAUUGAAUCUAAUGAAGUAAA